Molecule: messenger RNA, 933 nt
Organism: Papaver somniferum (opium poppy)
Lineage: Eukaryota; Viridiplantae; Streptophyta; Magnoliopsida; Ranunculales; Papaveraceae
Product: nuclear transcription factor Y subunit B-10-like
Exons: 5
Coding region: 179-637 (152 amino acids)
Biological process (GO): regulation of transcription by RNA polymerase II
Cellular component (GO): nucleus; CCAAT-binding factor complex
Molecular function (GO): protein heterodimerization activity; RNA polymerase II cis-regulatory region sequence-specific DNA binding; DNA-binding transcription activator activity, RNA polymerase II-specific
Source: RefSeq, a predicted model, not a curated record
UUUUCCCUUUUUUGGGUCAUUCUCUGUGUAGAGUUAAUUUUGAUUGGGUAAUGGAGGAAUCAUUAGGGUAUAGGUAUAUGUACAAAUUGAAAUUAGGGUUUUUAGGUCCAUUUGUUUUCUUCUUUAUAUUCUUUUUCUGCAACGUUUUAUUUGUGAUUAUAUUAGGGUUUAAGAAAGCAUGGCAGAAGCACCGACAAGUUCAGGAGGAGGAGGCGGUGGAGGUGGUGGAAGUCAUGAAAGUGGAGGAGAACAGAGUCCUAGAUCAUCAAACGUUAGAGAACAAGAUAGGUACUUGCCGAUUGCGAACAUCAGUCGGAUCAUGAAGAAAGCACUUCCUGCUAAUGGUAAAAUCGCUAAGGAUUCUAAGGAAACUGUUCAGGAAUGUGUUUCUGAGUUCAUCAGUUUCAUCACUAGCGAGGCAAGUGAUAAAUGCCAGAAAGAGAAGAGGAAGACAAUUAAUGGGGAUGAUUUGUUAUGGGCAAUGGCAACUUUAGGUUUUGAAGAUUAUAUUGAUCCAUUAAAGGUGUACUUAAGUCGGUACAGGGAGAUGGAGGGUGACACGAAAGGUUCGGCGAAGGGUGGAGAUGGUUCUGCGAAGAAAGAUGGUGCAGGAGUUCAACAUGGACAUAUUUUCUAGGUUACAUGAUUUACCUUGGUACUUAUUAGGCAUGAUCUCUGAAGCAAAGGAGCUGCUCGCAAACAUUCCACAUUCAACUCUGUACAAAGUUUACCGAGAGGCAAAUCAGGUGGCUGACUCUCUUGCCCGCUCUCGACACUCAGCAAUUUAGUACACCAUUAUCCACUGAAUGUUGGCUGUUAUCAUGUCAGUAUUUCUGCUAAGGCUGUAAUCAGUGACCUUAAUGGAACAUCUUAUCCUCAUGUAAUGAAGAACUUGCUUAUUUGGUCCCAGAAUAAAAGAAUUUUUUUUCAUCA